AUGGGCGAUAGAGUGGCCAUGAUUGAACGUGCAUGCAGAGAGCUGGAAUCGAAUGGGAAGGUGGACAUCAUACAGACUAGUAGCUUGUGGGAGAGUAAGGCUAUGUAUGUAGUCGAUCAGGACAAUUUCGUAAACGGUGCUUGUGAGAUAGAGACUGCACUGUCACCAAUUGAACUCUUAGAUGAGCUUCAGAGGGUUGAAAAGAAGAUGGAUCGCGUUAAGAUCAUCGACAAGGGACCCAGGAAUAUUGAUCUGGAUAUUCUACUCCAUGGAUACACAAGGUACUCCGACGAGAGACUACAAAUACCUCAUCCGUUGAUGUUUGAGAGAGAAUUUGUCCUGCGCCCACUUUCCGAGCUUUUGCUGAGAGGACCUGAACAUUUCCCAUUCAAGGGUCAAAUUAGGGAUUAUCUUAAGAAGUUACCCGCAUCAGAUGUGCCGCUGGUCCCGAUGACGCCACUUGCACCAGAUCUAUCUCCCAUCUCGUCUGCCCAACUAGCGAAGGACACGCGGAUCAUGUCUAUCCUGAACGUUACACCAGACUCAUUCUCAGAUGGUGGUCAGAAUUAUGAUAUCGACGAAGUGACGCUAGCAAACACCAUCCGAGCACACAUUGCGGCUGGCGCCACGAUUAUCGAUGUAGGUGGACAAUCAACUCGGCCCGGUGCCGUUCAGGUUUCCGCCGAGGAAGAGUUAGCACGGAUCUUACCUGCUGUCCAGCUGAUCCGCUCAUUGCCGGAGGCCGACAAUGUGGCAAUCAGUGUCGACACAUACCGUGGACGCGUUGCUGAAGAGGCCAUCAACGCUGGCGCAAAUAUGAUCAAUGAUGUCAGUGCAGGAGCGAUGGACGACUCGAUGCUUUCAACCAUGGCCAAACUUGGCUGCACGGUCUGUCUUAUGCAUAUGCGCGGCACCCCAGAAACCAUGACCUGUCCUGAGAUGACCUCCUAUCCCGACGGCCUCGUAGAGACCGUAGGAAGGGAACUUCUCGAACGCGUCUAUGCAGCAGAGAGGGCAGGCGUCAGGCGCUGGCGCAUCAUCCUUGAUCCUGGUAUUGGCUUUGCGAAGACACAAGCACAAAACCUAGAGCUACUUCGCCGGCAAGACGAGUUGAUGAGAUAUCCGGGCCUGGAAGGCAUGCCUUGGCUUGUCGGAACGAGUCGGAAGAAGUUUAUUGGGAAUAUUACGGGAGUCAAGGAAGCAAAAGACAGGGCCUGGGGGACUGCCGUUGCCAUCUCGGCGGCUAUCCAAGGCGGUGCGCAUAUCGUAAGGGUACAUGAUGUGAAGGAGAUGGCGCAGAGUGCGAAGAUGGCGGAUGCACUCUGGCGAGCAUGA
This is a messenger RNA of Alternaria atra, 1335 nucleotides long. RefSeq lists its product as uncharacterized. Gene Ontology annotation, cellular component: mitochondrial envelope. Gene Ontology annotation, biological process: tetrahydrofolate biosynthetic process. The transcript has 3 exons. NCBI's taxonomy places the organism in Eukaryota, Fungi, Ascomycota, Dothideomycetes, Pleosporales, Pleosporaceae. Gene Ontology annotation, molecular function: 2-amino-4-hydroxy-6-hydroxymethyldihydropteridine diphosphokinase activity; dihydropteroate synthase activity. The record is from RefSeq and is a predicted model, not a curated record. Bases 1 to 1335 code for a protein of 444 amino acids.